AUGUUUUUAUUGAUUCUUCGAAUACUUAUAACCCCGGAUCGGGUGUUCUGUUGGGUAAUACCCAAAGUUCAAAGAUGUGCAAGGAGGCUGUGGAGACGUAGCGAGGCUACCAACAUGGGGGCGGUGACUUUCUUCUGCGUGGCAGUGGCGUUCCUGCUCUACUACAACACCCUGGACGCCGGAUUCGUUUACGAUGACAGGCGAGCGAUCCUCUCCAAUCCUGACGUCAUGGGGCACACGACUAUCGGAGCGUUGUUCGACAACGAUUUCUGGGGGACCCCAUUGAACGACCCCGGAUCUCACGGCUCCUACCGCCCACUAUGCGUCAUAUCCUAUCGGCUCAAUUACAUCUUCAGUGGAUUCAAGCCAUACAGCUACCAUUUAGUUAACGUUAUGCUACACUGUACAGCAACAAUACUAGUAAUAAUGUUAGCUAGGAUUUUAAUGCCAGCGUAUGCUGUGAAAAUUGGCACGGCCGUUGCGGGCCUCACGUUCGCAGUCCAUCCGAUACAUACGGAAGCCGUCGCUGGGAUUGUGGGCAGGGCUGACGUGGCCGCUUGCAAUUUUUUCCUGUUAAGUUUUUUGCUAUACAGCAAGCAUGUAUGGCUACGUGACAAGCGUGAGCAAGUCUGCAUAACGCGGAUAAAGAACCUAAAAAAUCUAGUACCUCAACAAAGCCAUGCCGAGCAAUCAUUCCGGCUGAGCUGUCACGGAUUGUUGCAACACAUUCUGAUAAAUUGUUAUCGUCUCAUAAAAAAUGGACGAACUGGACCUUUAAACGUGUUGAGUAGUCAGGAGGUCGAGAAGACGAGCGGAAAAACGAACAAGAGUGCUUGUGAAAGUGUUUGUGUCAGUGAAGCUAUUAGUGAUAUUGUGCAGUGGUUUGCGUUGGGAGGAGCUGUGGUUUUCGCUGUCGCGGGCACGCUGUGCAAAGAGUCGGCUUUAGUGGUCCUGCCUCUUUGCAUAUUCUACGAUGUCUUAAAAGGCAUUCGUCAAGAAGCUUUCUAUUCGAAGAAUCGGUGGCGAAGCAUUUUGGCGCUUGGAGUUGCUCAAAUUCUAUUAAUGUUCUGGAGAUUAAAGCUAGUCGGAGCAACCCCAGUUUUUGCGGCAGCCGAUAACCCAGCAGCUCGCGAUAAAUCUUUACUAACUAGACUUCUAACAUUUUCAUAUUUACCAGUUUUCAACUUUUUUCUUUUGCUUUACCCUCUUCAACUAAGUUUUGACUGGUCUAUGGAUUCUAUACCUAGAAUAACGACCAUCUUUGAUGUUAGAAACAUUUGUUCAAUAAUAUUUUAUUCAUCUUUGAUAAUAAUUAUAACGAUAACAACACAAAAUUUAUUUAGACAACCGCAAGCAAGGGGUUCAAAGGAAUUCAAAUACGCGAGCAAGAAGCACAGUUCUAAAACAAAACAGAAACGGCAUAACAAUAGUAAACAAUAUAAAAAAGCACCAGACUGCGAUGAGAGAAAAAACAGUCGUUCGAACAAAGAGUACGACACUUCUAAAACACUGGUGUGCUCGUGUAAAGGGUGCGGGUACCCCUUGACAGAUGUAGAAAACAGCAACAGCGGUGGAACAAACAACAAUAACAUUCUGAUGUACAAUUAUAACUGUGUCUGCCCGAUACCGAACACAAAAUGUUUGGCAUUCGUUAACUCCAGGAGAUACCAUUGCCAUGGUCCUCACGUAUCAAUGUUGAUGAUGAUGGCUUUCAUGAUAUUACCGUUUCUGCCUGCCACUAAUGUUUUCUAUUACGUGGGGUUUGUUGUCGCUGAACGAGUGUUAUAUAUGCCCAGUGUUGGUUUCUGCCUAUUGCUCGGAUUCGGAGCAGGUGUAUUGACGAAGAAAUAUUAUGAAGACGACUGGAAGACUAGCAUAUUUAUGGUGUUCCUUCUGAUUGUAUUCGGGGCUAUGUGCGGAAACACUGUCAGAAGAAACUGGGAUUGGCAUGAUGAAGAAAGCUUAUUCCGGAGUGCUAUACACGUCAACCCUCCUAAAGCUUACGGCAAUUUGGGGAGUAUCCUGAUAUCCCAAGGAAGGUUGGCAGAAGCACAAGUGGCCUUUGAAAAAGCACUCUAUCACAGGCCAAACAUGGCCGAUGUACACUAUAAUCUAGGAAUUGUACUUCAAUCACAAAAGCGAUAUAACGAAGCUAUCAAAAGUUUCAAUAAUGCAAUCAAUUACAGACCGUCGAUGGCACUCGCAUACGUGAAUAUGGGCGUGUCGCUGGUAGCCGAAGGUAGACUCGAAGAUGCAGCUAAAAUCUUAAGAGCUGGAAUAAAAUCUGACGGGUCUACGGUACGAGACCGAAGAGAGAACUUCGCAGCCAAGGUUUCAGCAUUGGUGCAGCUUGCAGCGCUUCAUAAGGCUUCUGGGCGUUUGGAGGAAGCACAUUCAGUUUAUGAAGAAGCUCUGGAUAUGCUACCUGAUGACUAUGAGCCAGCGCAGGGGUGGACGAGACGGUCUAUCGAGUCAAUGGCCGAAGAGGUUUACGAUGUAAUGAGAAAAACUAAAGGAACCACCACUGCUGUCAAAUGUGGCGAAAUCGAGAAACCGGUACCUAAAGAUGCCGCAAAAUAUAUUUCGCUGGCUGAAGAUAUUUCAAGAAAUGCAAAUAAACUCGCCGAAGCGGAAAAGAUGUUCAAGAAGGCUGUAAAAAUGGCUCCCAAGCAUCCUUCAGUGCGAGAACAGUAUAGUGUGUUCCUUAAAUACCGCGGCAAAUAUAACGAAUCAGCCAGACAGAUGGUGAGGGCCGCCAAGCUGGCUCCGGAGGACGGCAGGCGGGCGUGGCUGGCGGGGCAAGCGCUCCGGGACGCGGACCGCGCCAAAGACGCCGAGAAGUGGUACAGGCGCGCUGUGGAACUCAAACCAGACAAUGCCGACUACCACUCCAACCUUGGUGCUAUCCACCAUAUAAACGGCAAGUACGCCGAAGCGGUGCUCGCGUACAACCGGGCGCUAAAACUAGUUCCAGAUGACGAAAUCAUUUUGACCAAUAUGAGGAGAGUCGCUUCAGUGAUAGCUAGAAAAUAUUUCAACGUAAAUUAAAACACAGAAUAUGACACAUCAAAUAAUAGGAAGUCAAUUGCCAAAGUUAAUAUAAGAUGCCGAAAUAUUCAA
Molecule: messenger RNA, 3120 nt
Organism: Amyelois transitella
Lineage: Eukaryota; Metazoa; Arthropoda; Insecta; Lepidoptera; Pyralidae
Gene: Tmtc2
Product: protein O-mannosyl-transferase TMTC2
Exons: 12
Coding region: 1-3048 (1015 amino acids)
Biological process (GO): protein O-linked glycosylation via mannose
Cellular component (GO): endoplasmic reticulum membrane
Molecular function (GO): mannosyltransferase activity; protein binding
Source: RefSeq, a predicted model, not a curated record